AAGCUUGGGCAGCUUCCUCCACUGUGGGACUCGGGACAACUUAUCCAAGUGGCACCAGCGCUGGGCUGUCUGCGGGGUGGCUGCCUGGCCCCUAGAGCCCCGGCCAUCGCAGGCGGUGGAAUUCGCAAUGAUUUCCAAUGAGUUCAGUUUCCGAUGGCUCCUCAAGAUACUAGUUAUAGCCUUAGGAGUUGGACUUGUUCUAUUUACAUCCCGAAGUAUGUUCCUCCAAGCAGACUUCAACAGCUUCAAGCCAGAGCUGCCUCAGCCUGCUUCCAGUGGCCAGGUUAUGAAAUUUCUACCUGAGGAGCACCUUAGGAGGCUCUUCAGCUACGAGGGGAUCUGGCUCUUCCCUCAAAACCAGUGCCAAUGUGGAGCCUCUCGAAAACAACAGGGUUAUAACUUUGAGAGAGCCUAUGAUGAGAAGGAACUCCCGGAGGUGAAUGCGAGGAGACAGGCUGAGUUUGAGCACUUUCAGAGGAGAGAAGGGCUGCCGCGCCCACCGCCUCUGCUGGCUCAGCCCAACCUCCCCUUUGGGUACCCUGUGCAUGGAGUGGAAGUGAUGCCCUUGCACACAGUUCCCAUCCCAGGUCUCCAGUAUGAGGGGCCUGAUGCCCCAAUGUAUGAGGUCACCUUGAGAGCUUCUCUGGGGAAAUUAAACACCCUUGCUGACAUCCCAGACAACGUGGUGCAGGGCAGAGGCCAGAAACAGCUGACUAUUUUGACCAGCGAUCGCAAGAUUUUGAAUUUCAUCCUCCAGCACAUGACAUACACCAGCACAGACUACCAGCACAACAGAGUGGACAUGGUGAGCUUGGAGUCCAAGUCCUCAGUAGCCAAGUUUCCUGUGACCAUCCGCUAUCCUGUCAUCCCCAAGUUAUAUGACCCGGGACCAGAGAGAAAGCUCAGAAACUUGGUGACCAUUGCCACCAAGACUUUCCUCCGUCCCCACAAGCUUCUGGCCCUGCUCCAGAGUAUUCGAGAAUAUUACCCGGACUUGACAGUAAUCGUGGCUGAUGACAGCAAAAAGCCCAUGGAAAUUAAAGAUGACUACGUGGAGUAUUACACCAUGCCCUUUGGGAAGGGUUGGUUUGCUGGGAGGAACCUGGCCAUCUCUCAAGUUACAACCAAAUAUGUCCUCUGGGUGGAUGAUGACUUUCUCUUUACCAGCAAGACCAAGAUUGAGGUGCUGGUGGAUGUCCUGGAGAAAACCGAACUGGAUGUGGUGGGCGGCAGUGUGCAGGGAAACGUGUACCAGUUCAAGCUGUUGCUGGAGCAGGGUGAGAAUGGGGACUGUAUUCACCGACGGCCAGGACCUUUCCAGCGCCUUAAUGGCUUCCCCAGCUGCGUGGUGACUGGGGGUGUUGUCAACUUCUUCCUGGCCCACACAGAGCGACUCCAAAGAGUUGGUUUUGAUCCCCGUCUGCAACGAGUGGCUCAUUUAGAGUUCUUCAUUGAUGGGCUGGGGAGCCUGCUGGUAGGCUCCUGCCCACAGGUGGUUGUAAGUCACCAGUCCCGACAUCCAUCCACAGACUCAGAGCUGGCUUCCCUGGAGAGGAACUACAGCAAAUACCGGGCCAACACCCAAGCCCAGAUCCAGUACAAGCUGGCUCUGCAUUACUUCAAAAACCACUUGUGGUGUAGUACCUAAAGCCACAUGACCCAAGAAAAGUGCCUAUUUGGCUGCCUGUGGGUAUCUGGAACUGUGGAACGUGCAGUCUGGGCAACUAAAAGCAACAACAUAAACACCAACCACAUCCACCAGUGGACAGUACAAGUGGAAAUGGCUGCCAAUGGAAGGACCAAUCAAAUGUUUAGGAACAUUAGAAAUGGACCAAUCAUUCAUCAGGGUGGUGGAGAACAUAUCAAUAACAAAUUCCUACUUAUUUGUGAAGCAUGUGCACAUGGAUAUCUGGCCUCAUCUGAUCUGACCUCCUGGAGAUGAAUAAACUGGUUGUAUCCUCAGACAAAAGAAAGGAUGCUGUGUGCAUGAAGAGUAUUGGUGGAUAUAAUUUGCUGCAUUGUUCUCAGCAUCUCCAUCAUCCACCCUGUGGUUUGUUCUUGUGCUUG
This is a messenger RNA of Perognathus longimembris pacificus (Pacific pocket mouse), 2067 nucleotides long. It is a transcript of the gene B4galnt2, whose product is annotated as beta-1,4-N-acetyl-galactosaminyltransferase 2. Gene Ontology annotation, molecular function: hexosyltransferase activity. The record is from RefSeq and is a predicted model, not a curated record. Bases 128 to 1648 code for a protein of 506 amino acids. Lineage: Eukaryota; Metazoa; Chordata; Mammalia; Rodentia; Heteromyidae. Gene Ontology annotation, cellular component: Golgi membrane. The transcript has 11 exons. Gene Ontology annotation, biological process: UDP-N-acetylglucosamine metabolic process; UDP-N-acetylgalactosamine metabolic process.